Pyrus x bretschneideri (Chinese white pear) is the source of this 1164-nucleotide messenger RNA. RefSeq names its product EEF1A lysine methyltransferase 4. Lineage: Eukaryota; Viridiplantae; Streptophyta; Magnoliopsida; Rosales; Rosaceae. The transcript has 9 exons. The record is from RefSeq and is a predicted model, not a curated record. Gene Ontology annotation, molecular function: S-adenosylmethionine-dependent methyltransferase activity. Bases 68 to 811 code for a protein of 247 amino acids.
AACGACAAACCCAAAAACGAAACCGACUGAAGAACGAAGGAAGGUGAAGACUCUGAGAGAGAGAGAGAUGACGAUGGGAACGACGACGCAGGCGUACGGCGAGUCGCGGUACUGGGACAACCGCUACGCCAACGAAUUAGGAUCGUUCGAUUGGUACCAAAAGUACCAAUCUUUGGCUCCGCUGAUCAAUCUCUACGUCCCUCGCCAUCCCAACCAACACAACCGCAUCCUUGUCGUCGGCUGCGGCAACUCAGCGUUCAGCGAGGGAAUGGUUGAUGAUGGGUACGAGGAUGUAGUUAGUAUUGACAUUUCAUCUGUGGUCAUCCAAACUAUGCAGAGCAAGUACUCGAAUCGUCCACACCUCAAAUAUUUGCAAAUGGAUGUUCGAGAUAUGAGUGCUUUCGAAACUGCUUCCUUUGAUGCUGUUGUUGACAAAGGAACCCUAGAUUCUCUUUUGUGUGGAAGUAAUUCGCGGCAAAAUGCUACCGAGAUGCUUGAGGAAGUUUGGAGGGUCCUCAAGGAUAAAGGAGUCUACUUUCUGGUCACAUAUGGUGCCCCAUUGUAUCGUUUGCGCUUGUUGAGAGAGUCAAGCUCGUGGAUGAUAAAACUCCAUGUGAUAGGGAAACUUUCCCGUGAAGAUAAACCAGAACCUCCAAUAUGGGAUCUGACAAAUCCUGUUCCGCUGCAUGGUGAUGGAAGAAGCUCAGCGGAGGAAUUGCUAGGAAACAACCCUGAUGUUCAUUAUAUUUACAUUUGUACCAAGGAUAAUUCUUUAAAGCCAGGCGUUAAGCGUGAACCCUCGGUCGAUUGAGGAAGAUAAGUAUCUUCAACCUCGUACGGUUCAUCAUUCCCCGUACCUGUAUUGUUGCAUGGGUUGAAACUUCAAACCGAUAAUUAUACCUGCUAUACUAUGUGCUAGUUUCAUUUCUUACUUGAGAUGACUUUUUGUACUUACUAGUCGGUUAACAAAAGAGGAGCCGGCUCAGUAGUAAACGGAAUGCUCAAAAUUUAGCCGAGGUUUCCAGGACAGAGCUAGGACGGCCCUAGCUAAUCUAUAACUGCUACAACUUGCAGUCGCAGCUUGUGAUAAGAGCAUUUUCAGGGGCUUGUAUUUUUGCUUGUUCUUUUCUUCAAUAGCAGUUGAAUUUUCAGCUUCUUGUGGAA